AUGCCUCCCAUUACCCGCAAGAAAGCUCAGGCUAUGAACAACAAAAACAACCCCCAACCCUUCAGCGCCGUCACUGAUGGAGCUGCUCAGGCCGCUGGAGACGUCAUGGAUCACAAGCACAAGGACGAUGACCCGUUCGAGCGUGUCUUCGGUCCCAUCAUCGAUGUUCUAUCAGAUGACCGUGACUCUGAUUACUCUGAUUAUGGGGCCGACAAGAAGAAACGCAAGAGAAAGAGCGACAGCGGCCAGAAGGGGAAGGCCAAGAAACGUCGUGGUCGCGCUCCACCUCCUGUUGUCCCGGAUCUUUCAGAUGACGAUUAUGUUUCCAACGGGGUCGAAUCUGAGCGGGAAGAGGAUAGUGGUCUCUGGUCUGUCGAACGUAGCGCUGCUGCAAAGAAGUCUCAGGAGAAGAACGAGCUGUCGCAGGUUCUAAGUGUCAAGGUCAAUGGUGAAGGUGGCGCCAAGACGAUCAUCAACCUCAACCUUGCUGAUGUUCUGAAGGACUUGGGUGCUACCUCUUGGACUUUGCCUGUCGCAACUCGAGCCGACACUGGGGAUUUCGAGGACACCACACUGGUCGAGAGCAAGAAGAGCAAGAAGUUUGGCUUCUGCGAGCUGCCAUUCGAGCUUCGCUUGAAGGUCUAUCGUUUCGUCUUCCGUCAGGGCAAGGCUACUGAGUUCGAAAACCGCGACUUCUCACGCUCUUCUCAUUUCCUCCGGACCAACAAACAGGUCCUCAAAGAAGGCAGAGCGGUCCUCUAUGGUGAGAACUCAUUCCACUUCACUCGAGACACUGCGAUUCGCGGCAAAUACUAUCAGAAAGUCUGGAGAGAGGUCGGUUUCAAGGAUAUUCGACGAUUCCUCGAAUCGAUCGGGCCUGUCAAUAUCUCUUGCUUUAAGUAUAUCUCGUUCGUACUCACCGAUGGAGCGGACGGUCGAUCCAGAACAGCGUCGCAGAUUCCAGAGCGCAAAUUCGUCGACGACCCACAUUUGCAUGAGGUCUUCCGUCUCAUUGGGGCCAACGCCACGUUGAGGACGCUCGCUAUCCAGUUUGCUGGCCGCGCUUGGGUUACCCACAACGACUUCCACUUCUUGAAAGCUCUCACUGAAAUCAAAUGUUACAACUUCGUCACCAUCUACCGACUCAGAGGACUCACUAACAAGAUACUCAAUGAUCUCAAGGGCAAGUUGAAGCUGGUCAUGCGCGUGACAGAAGAUGGUGUGCCAGUCGAACGCAAGGAUAAUAAGAAUAAGGUGAAGAUGGUGUAUGACGGAUUCUCAGUAUAUCCCGGCAUGGUGCAUUGGGCAUCCGAGUGGUAG
Cladophialophora bantiana CBS 173.52 is the source of this 1320-nucleotide messenger RNA. RefSeq lists its product as uncharacterized. The record is from RefSeq and is a predicted model, not a curated record. The coding region runs from base 1 to 1320 and encodes 439 amino acids. The transcript is spliced from 3 exons. NCBI's taxonomy places the organism in Eukaryota, Fungi, Ascomycota, Eurotiomycetes, Chaetothyriales, Herpotrichiellaceae.